Molecule: messenger RNA, 2535 nt
Organism: Patiria miniata (bat star)
Lineage: Eukaryota; Metazoa; Echinodermata; Asteroidea; Valvatida; Asterinidae
Product: alpha-amylase-like
Exons: 4
Coding region: 33-2246 (737 amino acids)
Biological process (GO): carbohydrate metabolic process
Molecular function (GO): cation binding; alpha-amylase activity
Source: RefSeq, a predicted model, not a curated record
ACUUAACAUGCCUAUAAAAGAAAACAUCCGCAAUGGCCCUGCCAGUUGGUAUUCGUGGAAUCUGCAUCCCUGUUCCCUUUCUUGAGAUGAGGACUCUGUGUUUGUUGGUUAUUCUCAUUGGCUCUGCCUUGGGCCAAUGGGACGCCAACACUGCCUACGACAGACAGGCCAUGGUUCACCUGUUUGAGUGGAAAUGGACCGACAUUGCUGACGAAUGCGAGAGAUACCUGGCACCCAAUGGCUUCGGCGGUGUCCAGAUCUCGCCCCCGUCCGAGCACCGGGAGGUUUGGAGCCCCUGGCGGCCGUGGUGGGAGCGCUACCAGCCCGUCAGUUACAAGCUGACGAGUCGCUCAGGCACGGAGAGCGAGCUGAGGGAUAUGGUCAUGCGGUGUAACAACGUCGGAGUCAGGAUCUACGUGGAUGCUGUUAUCAAUCACAUGGGAUCGGGAGAUACUGGCUACGGCACUGCAGGUAGUUAUUAUGACGCUUCAGCGUUCAGUUUCCCCGGCGUACCCUUCGCUAGCUGGGACUUCAACGUAGCCAACGGCAAAUGCAACUCCAACAGUGGAGACAUUGAGAGCUACCAAGACGUCAACCAGGUCCGCAACUGUAAUCUGGUGUCUCUCAGAGACUUGGACACCUCCAAGUCCUACGUCAGGUCCAAAAUUGUCGAGUUCAUGAACACCUUGAUUGACAUUGGUGUCGCUGGCUUCCGUGUGGACGCCUGCAAGCACAUGUGGCCCGGGGACUUGGGCGCCAUGUUCGGGUCACUCAACAACCUGAAUACGGCCUACUUCCCCGCAGGAUCCAGGGCGUUAAUCUUCCAAGAGGUCAUCGAUCAGGGAGGGGAGCCCAUCACAGCGGGUGAGUACACCCCCUAUGGCAGGGUCACCGAGUUCAAGUAUGGGCUGAGAGUGGGAGAGGCUAUGAAUGGAGCCAACAAGCUAAGCUAUUUCAGUAACUUCGGAGAGGCUUGGGGCAUGCUGGCUGACGGCUCGGCCUUGGUCUUCGUGGAUAACCACGACAACCAGCGUGGUCACGGCGGCGGUGGAAGCAUCAUUACUCAUGAGAGUCCUCGCCUGUACAAGAUGGCCAACGCCUUCAUGUUAGCCUUCCCUUACGGCUUCGCUCGUGUCAUGAGCAGCUUCGACUUUAACCACGAUACUGAUGCGGGCCCGCCAGCUGAUGGGAACGGUAACACGCAGUCGGUCACCAUCAACGCAGACGGAACAUGCGGGGGAGGCUGGGUGUGCGAGCAUCGCUGGAGACAGAUCAAGAACAUGAUCGGGUUCCGCAACGUCGCUGCCGGUCAGCCGCUCUCCAACUGGUGGAGUAACGGCAACCAACAGAUCGCCUUUGGUCGUGGCGACAAAGCCUUCAUCGCCAUCAACAACGAUGGGUACACCCUGUCUGAGACUCUCUACACUGGCAUGCCGUCCGGGGAAUACUGCAACCUCAUCCUGGGUGAUUUUGAUUCUUCUUCUAGUUCCUGCAGCGGUCCCACGAUCCACGUUGACGGGUCAGGUAACGCCUACUUCAACGUCGACACCGGGGAUGACCCAGUAGCGGCCAUUCACGUCAGUGCGAAGGUUGGCGAUUCCAGCAGUUCUCCUUCCAACCCUGUCAACCCUGUCAAUCCUGUCGAUCCAGGAUCCCCAGUAGGCUACCAGCGCACCGUCAUCUUCAUCAAGAAGCAAACGAUCUACGGUCAAGACCUCUUCAUCCGCGGUGGGAUCGACCACAACAAGCGAAGUGGCUGCACUUCCAACGCCGACACUAGCGCCUGUGCCUUACCGAUCAGUCACAACAUCGGAGGCACCAACGGUCAGUUCAACGCCUGGUCGUCCGGUGACGAUUUCCUGGACUGGUACGGAGCAGAGGGCGACCAGAGCACCUACCAGGGAAGCACCCCUGACGGUACGCCCCUUGUCUGGACCACAAACAACCCUAGCAAUGGAGCCAACGUCCAGGCUAAUGGCUACGGCUACACUCCGCUCAACAAGUGGGGUGAUCACUACUGGAUGGUUGACGUGGACAUGGAUUGCGACCAGACGGAAGGAAGCUGGUUUGAGGUCAAGGCUUACCUCAAGAAUGGCGCCGGGUGGGAGGGUGACAUCGGACAGGGGUCUUGCUCGGGCUCAUCUAGCGGGAGCAAGCCUUACUCCAGCAACAACCAUUUCGCUAGAUGCGGCUACUUAAAUGUGUUCGAAUUCGGUUCUAGCUCCUGCACCAUGGAAUCUCUGUAAAGAUUCGGUUUAACUUUUUGUUAAAUUUCAUUGAUCACGAUAUUCAUUUACAAUGUGUCUGGGCAAAUAUUUUGCUAUGUGAUGUAUUCAUCAGAAAAUUUUCAACACCUUUCAGAUUUUUAAAACUGCGUGGACAAACUCUUUUAAUCUUAAUUACCUCGGAAAAGUAGGUCAUUUUAUUUGCUGCAGUGCCAGAAAUUCCAAUUUUUAUUCCUUAUUCCUAGUUGUUUACAUAAUAAUUUCAUAAAAUAAAUGAACCAGCCAAAUCAGGAGCUAUUUUUACAUAUUA